AUGUUCGAGCACAUCAAACCUGGUCCUCCGGACCCCAUGUUCGAUCUCAAAAGGGACUCGGACAACGAUCAAAGCCCAGAAAAAGUUGAUUUGGGGGUCGGAAUAUACAGGAAUGAGUCUGGCUUGUAUCAAGAGCUGGAGGUUGUGAAGUUGAUUGCUCGCAGUAGCAAAGAGGGACAAAAAGCUGACGAAUUUGGAGCUAGGCCAAGAAAGAGCUUGACCGACAGAAUCUGGGACAUGAUGUAUGUGUCCUGUAAUAUUCUGAGCGACGAUCAUGUCUAA
Molecule: messenger RNA, 282 nt
Organism: Colletotrichum gloeosporioides
Lineage: Eukaryota; Fungi; Ascomycota; Sordariomycetes; Glomerellales; Glomerellaceae
Exons: 2
Coding region: 1-282 (93 amino acids)
Source: RefSeq, a predicted model, not a curated record